Messenger RNA from Mytilus californianus (California mussel), 943 nucleotides. RefSeq names its product E3 ubiquitin-protein ligase E3D-like. Gene Ontology annotation, molecular function: ubiquitin conjugating enzyme binding; cyclin binding; ubiquitin protein ligase activity. The transcript has 5 exons. Gene Ontology annotation, cellular component: nucleus; ubiquitin ligase complex; cytosol. The coding region runs from base 56 to 943 and encodes 295 amino acids. Lineage: Eukaryota; Metazoa; Mollusca; Bivalvia; Mytilida; Mytilidae. Gene Ontology annotation, biological process: protein polyubiquitination; proteasome-mediated ubiquitin-dependent protein catabolic process; protein autoubiquitination. The record is from RefSeq and is a predicted model, not a curated record.
AGAAGGGGGAUAACAAUUCACAACACGUUUUCUACUUUCAUUUUCCUGAUUUGAAAUGGAAGAAACAAGAACAUUGCUAUAUUCCGAGUUUAAACAGACUUUGUCAUCUUUGAAUAUAACAGUCUUUGACAACAGAUUCAAAAGGACAAAUAAAGAAUCAGUAGAAGUAGAUGUGGAAAAGGCUACAGUAACAGUUUUUGAUGAUGACACUGAGACAAAGUUUAUAUUAUCUGAUGUUGAAUUGUGUCCCUUAUCUUGCAGAGGAUUAAAGUUAUCUCCCUUUAGCGAACUGAAUUUUACAAUGCAGAUUAAUUCUUCCAGUUGGAAGACAAUUAAACCACACAAGUUUGAAUCUAAACAAUCAUGCCAGGGAGAAAUGGUAGACAAAAUACAACUUUAUCAAGAUAAAUGCUUUUGUGCAAAAUGUGACCAGAAAAUUUUAAGGAAUCACUGCUUUUACAAGAGAGUCCUGCCAUUACCCUCAGAAAAUUGGUCUUCCAGUGUUGACAUGUGGUUUUGCCAUAAGCAUGAAAAUGAUGAUACAGAUUAUAAAUCAAUAUCACUUAUACCAAAGUCAAGAGAGUGUUUUGUUGGUACUUCAUAUUUACUAGUCAGAUCAACACACCUCCAUGUCAGAGACAGUCACAAUGGCACAGUUACAUGCCCAAGAUGUCAUGUAGAGAUUGGUGCUAAAUUUGUUGAUAGAAAUAAAUCAAAUGAAAUGAAUGGCUAUGCAGAAAACCCUGUAUACAAAAUAUUUAGUGAAAGUGUUAUAUUUCACAGAGAUGACAAUUUAUGUUGGAAUGAAAGCCCAGUUCAAAAUAAAGAAGCCUUUUUUGCAAAGAUGAUCAAUGAACAAAGUCACACAUACACCAGCUUUAGAUUGAUCUUGAGUGGAGAAAAAGAUAAAAAAAAGAUCCAGUGUUUAGUAUGUAUCAAUUGA